This is a messenger RNA of Paecilomyces variotii, 1855 nucleotides long. RefSeq names its product amidase. The transcript is spliced from 4 exons. The record is from RefSeq and is a predicted model, not a curated record. Lineage: Eukaryota; Fungi; Ascomycota; Eurotiomycetes; Eurotiales; Thermoascaceae. Bases 1 to 1698 code for a protein of 565 amino acids.
AUGGGAAGCACCGAGUCGUGGCAGGAGAUCGUCGCGAAGAAGCGAUCGCUGAGAGAUCAGGCUCUGAAACCAUAUCUGGUGGAUGAUCUAGACAAACGCCCUCCCCGCAUCGAUGAUGUCGCUGCUCGCUCUCGCAUCGACUCCGAUCCUUCUGUUCAGCAAAUAACAGAUAUAGACAGCGUGGCAGAGCUGCAUCAGCAAUUGAAGAAAGGUGAAUUUACAGCGGAAGAUGUGACUCUGGCAUAUAUUAAAAGGUCAGAUACUUCAAUGGAAUCUUGUGCGGGGUCUAGCAUAAAGCUAACAUUUUCGGUGCUCAGGGCAACUGUUGCGCAUCAACUGACCAACGCCCUGACUGAAGUACUCUUCGAAGAUGCAUUGAAAGACGCCCGAGCUCUGGAUGCAAAGUUCAAGGAGACAGGGAAGCUCAAGGGGCCUCUUCAUGGCGUUCCCAUUACGCUUAAGGACCAGUUCGACGUGAAAGGAUAUGAUAGUACGAUUGGCUAUGUCGGCCGCUCCUUUAAGCCCGCAGCAGAGGACGCGGUUCUUGUGCAGAUACUGAGGAAUCUGGGAGCUGUGAUUAUCGCCAAGACAAAUCUUCCUCAGAGUAUUAUGUGGUGUGAGACAGAUAACCCGCUCUGGGGACUUACUGUCAAUCCUCGUAACCCCGAAUUCACCCCCGGCGGCUCGACUGGUGGAGAGAGUGCGCUCCUGGCGCUUCAUGGUUCGAUUCUGGGCUUUGGAACAGACAUCGGAGGAAGCGUCCGAAUUCCACAAAAUAUGAUGGGUUUAUACUCAUUAAAGCCAACCAGUAGCAGAAUGCCCUACUACGGUGUCCCUGUUUCUACCGAAGGACAGGAACACGUCCCUUCAUCCGUAGGUCCAAUGGCACGGUGUAUGGAUUCUCUCUACUAUAUAAGUCGGCUAGUUGCGGAAAGCAAGCCUUGGACUUUGGAUCCCAGGUGCAGCCCAGUCCCGUGGGACGAUGCAGCAUUCCGCGAUAUUCAGUCAAGGCCGCUAACCAUCGGGUUGAUAAUUGACGAUGGCGCUGUGAAAGUCCAUCCCCCGAUUGAACGAGCUCUUAAGGAACUAGCCGCAAAGUUAGAAUCUUACGGCCACGAGAUAGUCGCUUGGGAUACCGCGGAUCAUAAGGAGUGUAUAGAGAUCAUGGAUCUCUAUUACACUGCUGAUGGAGGCGAGGACAUCCGUCGAGAUGUUGCCGUUGCAGGGGAACCUUUCAUUCCCCAUGUCGAGGCGCUGGUCAACAAGGGGAAAGCCAUAUCUGUGUAUGAAUAUUGGCAAUUGAACAGACGGAGAACGACAGCCCAGAAGCGGUAUAUGGAUAAGUGGAAUGCCGCUCGUUCCCCGUCUGGCAAGCCGAUCGAUGUUCUUCUCACGCCCACUAUGCCUCACACAGCCGUUCCGCACAAAGGUUGUCGCUGGGUGGGAUAUACGAAGAUCUGGAAUGUCCUUGAUUAUUCUGCCGUUACCUUCCCCGUCGACAAAGUACGACCCGAUAAGGAUGCCUUGCCGGAGACGCCUUACCAGCCGCGGAAUCAAUUAGAUGCGUGGAAUUGGGGUCUGUAUGACGUGAAUAGUAUGGCUGGCCACCCGGUGAAUGUGCAAGUUGUUGCUAGAAAGCUGGAGGAAGAGAAGGCCUUGGGUGCUGCUACGCUGAUUGAGAAGAUUUGGAGGUCUUAGAUAUCACGAAGUCAAAGAUGUAGAUCGCUAUUAGAGAAGGUUACUAUCCGAGCCUGCCUAUACUGUAUGCAGGCCUCCCUCCUGUCGGGUUUCUCCCACGCCUUUCUAGAUCCACCAAAAGAGUUAAAUAGGCCAAGCUAGUUGCUAGAGAAUUCAA